This is a messenger RNA of Triticum urartu, 2114 nucleotides long. RefSeq lists its product as uncharacterized. The record is from RefSeq and is a predicted model, not a curated record. NCBI's taxonomy places the organism in Eukaryota, Viridiplantae, Streptophyta, Magnoliopsida, Poales, Poaceae.
UCCCCAAAUCCCCUCCCCUCCCCUCUCCAGCCGCGCCCACCCCACCACCACCAGCAAAUGGCGACGCCAUGGCUCUCCUCCUCGCCACCGCCCUUGCGCCCCUCGCCGUAGACGCUCCCCGCGCCCCCUCCGCAGUAGGAGCUCCGCUCUCCGGGACCGCCGUCGCCUCCCCACCCCCGCCGCUCCCUGCCGCUGCAGCGUGGGGGCUCGCGCUCGAGCCCAGCUGCCCGGCAUCGUUCGUCGCAGCGCAUGUGCUUCUCUCCUGCGAUCCCUUGCUUCCGACGGCAGGCUGCUGCAACGCACUGCUGGGAUCCGUCCCGCGGGACGACGCGCUGCCCUGCCUGUGCGCGGCGGCGCACGACCCCGACCUCCAGCGCGCAGGCUACAUGGAGGGGGACUGCUGCAGCUGUACGGCGACUGCGGCGGCCAGCUCCCGCGGCCGACGACCUGCACGCCCUCUGCCAGGAAGCACACAUUACCCAGACCACCAUCCCCCAAGCUGGCUCCGCAUCUCAUCGACGCAUCCAGAAAGAAGUUGCUGGAUCCUGUGAUGCGAGCAAGCUCGCGUGGGAUGUCGCUGUAAACUGUGUCAAUUCUUUGGACGGUGAGGAAGUCAAGGUGACGCCGUCGUGCUGUACUCCAUUCCUAGCCGCUGCAGAGAGCCGCAGGUGCUUCUGCAGCUUCCUGCAGGAACUUAAGGUCGAACUUUCCCCGAUCUCGAGGAAGGACGCACACCUCCUUCACAGGAGGUGUGGAGGACUCCACCCUCUGCCCAGGUGCUUCUCACAUAGAGACGAACCCGAGGGGUAGGAUGAUGGAGCCUUUGUGCUGCCCUUUGCUGCUGGUUCUCCCCCGCCUCCAGCGCCAUUGUCACCUUCGCCGCCUGCUCCUGCUCUGAAGAAUGAGCUGCCGGCGUAUGUGCAGAUCGUUUGGUCGGUUCUGCGGUGGGUUCUGUCUCAUGGCCCACUUGAGGCUGUUGUUUUCGUGUCUUCCGCGGCGGUGGCUGAUGCUCUCGUGUGGGUCCGGAAGCGCCGCAAAGACAGGCGUGCUCGGCGGCGCGCAGCGGGCACCGUCGGGGACAAGGUAGCUGACCUCGGCUUGCAAGCCGCAGAGAUAGGAUUGGAGGCCGUAGCCAAGAAGCUGGAGCAGAAGGAGCAGGACAGCAGCAGUAGUCCACCUCAGUCAGCUGGAACAAGAAGCCGUGGGACGUCCAUGGACUCAUCGCCGUCCUCGGAGGAGGAUCACAAGGAGGAGCUGCAGGAGGAGGAGGAGAAGACCUCCAAACCACAGGCGUGCCGCCAUAUCCAUCAUCGCCGUCGCCGCCGAAGCUCCGCUCGAUCUCGAGCUCUCUGAGGACCAAAUCCACACCCAUCUGACGCGGAUGUCUCCCCUGUACACGCCGGUGUUCUGGUCGUCCCUUUUGGUGCCUGCAAUCGUCGGCAAUCGUCGUCGGCGUCGCCUCCGCCGUCCGGCGCGAGGCAGACGACGCCUUGCUCAAACCCGCGGGAAAACGUACCUCCUGUGGGUUCGCCUUCCCCGAGGGAAAGCGUACUCAAGGGGGUUCGCCUUCGUCGGUCGCCUGCAGCGCAGUUGGGCCGUCCCAGCACUCGCGGCCCAGCAGCGCCUGCGCCUCGCCGCUUUCCUACCAAUACGGCUUCACCUCAAAAAAAAAAAAAACCAAUACGGCCCUGCACGCGAAUCAUUUUAUUCUUUUUGUGGACAAAAAAAAAGCCGUCAAUGAAAACCUCUAUAACUAUUUGCUCACAACUCCGAUCCACGUGAUUCCAAAGCCCACGAUCUUCAUUCGAAGAGCCCCUUCCAAUGCUCUCACCUUCAUAAUAAUUCCACAUCCUGAAAAAGGGCACCAUGUCAUUCUUCUUCAUAUAGCUCUUCCAUUCAAAGAAGAUCCUUCCCGUGAAUCCGUUCCGUGAGACAACCACACUUGUUCCUGGAGAAAACUAGAGCUCAACGCAAGCCACAACUUCCAUCGUUUGCCGACAUGAAUAAGCCAUAUGUUUUUUGUAUGCCUUUUUGGAUUCGUUGCUGCAUAUUUUCAUUUAUGCCCCAUAUUGCUAGGUUGUUAUUCAUGUGCUUAUGACACCUCAUUCCCUUGC